CCGCCACCGAGCCGGAGCCGCGAGAGGAGGAGGAGCCGCAGCCGGGAGAGGCGGAGCCGCGACGACAGGAGCAGGCGCCGCUUUGGGCACAGCAAGAGCCCCAACCUGCACAGGGAGAAGAGCCCGGGACGGGAGCCGCUGGGGUCGCUGAGCCCCGAGGAGAGGGACGCCCCGCACCGUGUUCCUGCAUGCAGCUCGCCGCCCGCAUCCGCCCCCGCGACCUCGAGGAUUUCUUCUCCGCCGUGGGAAAGGUCCGCGACGUUCGGAUCAUCUCAGACCGGAAUUCCCGGCGCUCCAAGGGCAUCGCGUACGUGGAGUUCUGCGAGAUCCAGUCGGUGCCUUUGGCCAUCGGCCUGACGGGGCAGCGCCUGCUGGGGGUGCCAAUCAUCGUCCAGGCCUCCCAGGCCGAGAAGAACCGCCUGGCCGCCAUGGCCGCGCCCCUGCAGAAGGGCUCAGGGGGCCCCCUCAGGCUCUACGUGGGGUCCCUGCACUGCAACAUCACCGAGGAGAUGCUGAGAGGCAUCUUUGAGCCCUUUGGAAAGAUCGACAACAUCGUGCUGAUGAGAGACCCGGACACGGGGCAGAGCAAAGGGUACGGCUUCAUCACGUUUUCUGAGGCCGACUGCGCGCGCCGCGCCCUGACGCAGCUGAACGGCUUCGAGCUGGCGGGGCGCCCGAUGCACCUGGGCCAGGUGAGCGAGCGGCCCGAGGGCGGGGCCGACGUCGCCUUCCCCGAGGGCCCCGCCCCCGGCGCACCUGGCACAGGUGUGGCCCCGCCCCCGCUCACCUGCGGAGACGAGCCCGAGCUGGGAACCGCGGCCGGGAGGCUGCAGCUGAUGGCAAAGCUGGCGGAGGGGUCGGGCCUGCAGCUCCCCGCCCCCGCCCAGGCCGCGCUGCAGCAGCUGAACGGGGCCCUGACCCCCCUGGGGGGGCUCAACCCCGCCGCCCUCACAGCCCUGAGCCCGGCGCUGAACUUGGCCUCGCAGUGCCUGACGCUGUCGGGGCUCUUCUCGCCCCAGACCAUGUGAGAUUUGGCUCCGCCCCCUCCCCUCAGGCCACGCCCCUUUCCCUCCUCGGCCCCUCCCCCCUCCGUGUUUUGGCGGGAAAGGUGGGCGUGGCCUCGGCGCUGGCCCCGCCCCCGGCCCCGCCCCCACCCGGGGUUGGAAUUUUGGGAACUUCUGGGAAUUUUUU
Messenger RNA from Catharus ustulatus (Swainson's thrush), 1191 nucleotides. It is a transcript of the gene RBM23, whose product is annotated as RNA binding motif protein 23. The record is from RefSeq and is a predicted model, not a curated record. The transcript is spliced from 10 exons. Gene Ontology annotation, cellular component: nucleus. Gene Ontology annotation, biological process: mRNA processing. Bases 189 to 1028 code for a protein of 279 amino acids. NCBI's taxonomy places the organism in Eukaryota, Metazoa, Chordata, Aves, Passeriformes, Turdidae. Gene Ontology annotation, molecular function: RNA binding.